Cavenderia fasciculata is the source of this 456-nucleotide messenger RNA. RefSeq lists its product as uncharacterized. The coding region runs from base 1 to 456 and encodes 151 amino acids. The transcript is spliced from 3 exons. Gene Ontology annotation, cellular component: nucleus. NCBI's taxonomy places the organism in Eukaryota, Evosea, Eumycetozoa, Acytosteliales, Cavenderiaceae. The record is from RefSeq and is a predicted model, not a curated record. Gene Ontology annotation, molecular function: protein serine/threonine phosphatase inhibitor activity; protein phosphatase 1 binding.
AUGAAUACUACAACUAUAGCAACAGUAGUUGUACCUACAACUACUACAACUACGACUACAACUACAAUAUCAACACCACCAACAGCAAGACAAUUAAGAUUAACACUCAAAACAAAGAAGAAAAAGAGAGUUCAAUGGAGUGAAGACACUGUAGACAAUGAAAAUAUGAGUAAAAAGAAAUCAAAGAAAUGUUGUAUAUUUCAUAAAAAGAAACCAUUUGAUGAGAGUAGUGAUGAAAGUAGUGGAGAUGAAAGAAAAGAAGUAACAGAAAAAGAUCUUGGAUGUUGUUUAGAUUGUAGUUGUAGUCAUACUGAAGAACAUGAACAUGAACAUGGUGAAGAUGGACAUGAACAUGGCGAUGAUGAAAAGAAGAAGAGUGACCAUGACAAUGGUCAUCACCACUCACACGAACAUUCCAGCAAUCAUAAUGGACAACCUUGCUCUGCUGAGCAAUAA